Molecule: messenger RNA, 908 nt
Organism: Engraulis encrasicolus (European anchovy)
Lineage: Eukaryota; Metazoa; Chordata; Actinopteri; Clupeiformes; Engraulidae
Gene: uxt
Product: ubiquitously-expressed, prefoldin-like chaperone
Exons: 7
Coding region: 151-618 (155 amino acids)
Biological process (GO): negative regulation of transcription by RNA polymerase II
Molecular function (GO): transcription corepressor activity
Source: RefSeq, a predicted model, not a curated record
AGGAAAUGCAGAUGAUGUUUAUUUUAGCCCCCACUGCUUCACGCACGCUCGUGAAAGAGUGUUGUUUCAAUUUAACAACAUUUUAAACAUUAAACCUUUCAAGCCGAGUAUCAUCACGUUGGACCCUUAUGUGGACGCUAGUCAUACACGAUGACAACCGGGAAGAGAAACAUAGACGAGAAGGUGCUGCAAUACGAAACUUUCAUCAACGAGGUGUUGAAAAGAGAUUUGCAGAACGUUUUGGAGCAAAGAGAUGGCGUAUAUGAAAAGAUUGCCCAGUAUCUCCAAUUGAAAAACACAAUUGAAAGCAUACAGAAUGCCGGAAGUAAUGACCUUAAGACAGAAGUAGAUAUUGGAUGCAAUUUCUAUGUUCAAGCUCAUGUCCCUGACGCUUCGAAAAUAUUUGUGGCUGUGGGUUAUGGAUUUUUUGUGGAACUCACCCAUGCUGAAGCCUUGAAGUUCAUUGAGAAAAAGACAAACCAGCUUACAGCGUAUUCCGAAGCCCUAACUAAAGAUUCAGCAAAAAUCAAGGCAAAUAUUCGCAUGGUACUAGAGGGUCUCCGAGAGCUUCAGGGGUUGACAGACCUUCCUGAGAUGCGGAGAAGAGAAGUCUUGUAGGUGCUCUGGCUAAUGCUUUAACCCACACCAACAAGUACCUUUGUUUUAUGGAGACUUGUUAGAUGCUGUUUCCACGUAGCAGGAUAUUUUUUUCUCCUGUUAGGUGUAAACGCAACAUGUGGAUAAAAAUAAAUCCUCCAUUGUAACGAAUGCGUUUCAGCCCCCUAAACAGGAUAUUUUUUUCUCCUGCUUUUUAUACCUGGAUUUUAAAUAUCUGCUACGUGGAAACGGAAGGCCAAAACCAAUGCAAAACCAAUGCAACCAGGAGAAAAAAAUAUCCACAUAUAAAA